Messenger RNA from Phlebotomus argentipes, 743 nucleotides. RefSeq names its product zinc finger protein PLAG1-like. The coding region runs from base 103 to 537 and encodes 144 amino acids. Gene Ontology annotation, molecular function: DNA-binding transcription factor activity, RNA polymerase II-specific; RNA polymerase II cis-regulatory region sequence-specific DNA binding. NCBI's taxonomy places the organism in Eukaryota, Metazoa, Arthropoda, Insecta, Diptera, Psychodidae. Gene Ontology annotation, biological process: regulation of DNA-templated transcription. The record is from RefSeq and is a predicted model, not a curated record. The transcript is spliced from 2 exons.
UUGGUCAAAGAAAUGGAAUUUGUCAGCCCUUUCUCUGGACAGAUGAAAUGUCAUCUCAGUGUUGAUCAUUUGUAGAUCAAAACAUUGUUUUCGUGGCAAACAAUGGAAGAGGAUUUAGAAAUUGAAGAAGUAUUCCUGACCGAAUACAUACUGGAGGAUGAGCCCAACGAUUUCAACGAAUUUGUAUUUUCCAGUGAGGAAUCCGGAACUCUCGUGGAGAUCAGAGAAGACAAUACGGAGAAAACGAAGACGAAGAGGCCAAAGAAGAAGCACAAGUGCAAGAUUUGCAGCAAGAUAUUCGACAGACGUCUCUAUCUUCGGAUGCACAGCCUUGAGCACUGUCCUGCCCACGCUGACCGAAAUAAGUUUCCGUGCCAUUUGUGUCCAGCGGCUUUUGGCGAGAUGGCAAAGCUCCAGAAGCACUUGCUAGUGCACUCCUGGACGAAUGCCGUGAAGUGCAGCGUUUGCCAGAAGACGUACAAGAACUCCGUGUCGCUGCGGAAUCACAUGAAGAAGCACGCAGCCAAGACAGUUUAACAGUAUUGCGAGAAGAAAUUCUGGCCAGAGCUGAAUACGCUUCACAUCUUUCAUCUCAUCAAUGAUCACAAACGACAAUCCUUCCGAGUGUCUUGGAGAGCGAGGAGAUAUAUUGAGGGAUACAUGCUCACAGUCCAAAGUGCGGCAGGACAUUCCAGAAGACGCAAUCUUCAUCCCAUUCAGAUGACGAGAGAUCUAUUUCCAGA